Messenger RNA from Carlito syrichta (Philippine tarsier), 1183 nucleotides. It is a transcript of the gene NDUFAF1, whose product is annotated as NADH:ubiquinone oxidoreductase complex assembly factor 1. Bases 105 to 1091 code for a protein of 328 amino acids. The transcript is spliced from 5 exons. Gene Ontology annotation, cellular component: mitochondrion. Lineage: Eukaryota; Metazoa; Chordata; Mammalia; Primates; Tarsiidae. The record is from RefSeq and is a predicted model, not a curated record. Gene Ontology annotation, biological process: mitochondrial electron transport, NADH to ubiquinone; mitochondrial respiratory chain complex I assembly.
CCGGGCGGAAGACACACUUAGUCUCCGGAGGUGGAAUUGGGCUGUUUGCUGAAGCAUCUUCUUGUGGCAGCCAGGGAGAAAUUUACAUUUGACUUUUUCUUACCAUGGCUUUGGUUCAUAAAUUGCUAAAUGGCACUUAUAUUCUUAGAAGAUGCUCGAAGUCAAGUGCUGCCUUGCAUCCAUUUUUGGGUUUUCGCUUUGCUGACUAUUGCUCCAGUAGUCUUCAGAAACCAGUGGCUUCUCCUGGCAAAGCCUCCUCACAAAAGAAGAAUGAAGGGGGUUUGCAAGGACAUCACCAGAAGGACGUUGCUUUGGAUAUAACUUCUUCUGCAGAUCAGCCAGAAGUUAGUUUUGAUAAAGCAAUAAGAGAAGAAAUAAAGGACCAUUUUAGGCGUUUGAAGGAUGAGAUUGUGAAUCAUUGGAUAGGGCCGGAAGGCCGCCCUCUGCAUGAGGUCUUGCUGGAACAAGCCAAAGUUGUCUGGCAGUUCCGUGGGAAAGAAGAUUUGGAUAAGUGGAUAGUGACUUCUGAUAAGACAAUUGGAGGCAGAAGUGAAGUAUUCUUGAAAAUGGGCAAGAAUAACCAAAGUGCACUGCUGUAUGGAACUCUGAGCUCUGAGGCACCUCAGGAUGGGGAAAGCAGCCAAAGUGGGUACUGUGCGAUGAUAUCCAGGAUUCCCAGGGGCUCUUUUGAGAGGAAGAAGUCUUAUGAUUGGUCCCAGUUCAAUACUCUGUAUCUCCGUGUCCGUGGGGAUGGCCGGCCUUGGAUGGUGAAUAUCAGGGAGGACACGGAUCUAAUCCAGAGAAAGAAUCAGAUGUACAGUUACUUCAUGUUCACCCGUGGGGGGCCCUACUGGCAGGAGGUCAAGAUUCCUUUUUCCAAAUUUUUCUUCUCAAAUCAAGGAAGAAUCCGGGAUGUUCAGUGUCAGCUUCUGCUUGACAAGAUCUCUUCUAUAGGACUCACCUUGGCUGAUAAAGUAGAUGGUCCAUUCUUCCUGGAAAUAGAUUUUAUUGGAAUAUUUACUGAUCCAGCCCACACAGAAGAAUUUGCCUAUGAAAAUUCUCCAGAACUUAACCCAAGUCUUUUUAAAUAAAGAAGAUUAUGUGGUAGUUUUGUUUUACUAAACUAAGAGUAAUAGCAUCCUUGAUGAUACAGACAAAAUAUUUCUUUAAUAGCAUCUAACCA